GCCGCGCUGCUCUCGGUGCUGGCCGCCGCCUCCUGCGUGUACCUGGGGCUGAGGACCAGCCAGCUCCAGGCCCGGGUCUCGGCCAUCGAGAGCGCCCACGGGGGCUUCUCUGCCGCCGCCGCCGCCUCCCGCCUGCUGCCCGGCUGCUCCCUGGACCAGCUCCAGUCCGUGGUGCAAGAGAAAGUGGAGCGGCUCCUCGCUCAGAAAUCCUAUGAGCAUUUGGCAAAAAUAAGAAUAGCAAGAGAAGUGCCUCCAGAGUGCAACUGCCCACCAGGCCCUCCAGGGAAACGAGGUAAGAGGGGCAGAAGAGGAGAGACAGGAAGCCCCGGUCAACCUGGUCCUCAAGGUCCUCCUGGUCCAAAAGGGGAGAAGGGAGAUCAAGGUGAUCAGGGCCCUCGGAUGGUGUUUCCUAAAAUCAAUCAUGGGUUUCUCUCUGCUGAUCAGCAGCUCAUUAAACGCCGCCUCAUUAAGGGGGACCAAGGGCAGGCUGGACCCCCUGGUCCUCCAGGGCCACCAGGACCCCGAGGUCCUCCAGGAGAUACUGGGAAAGAUGGGCCCCGAGGGAUGCCUGGAGUACCGGGAGAGCCAGGAAAACCAGGCGAGCAAGGAUUGCUGGGACCUCAGGGGCCUCCAGGACAAAAGGGGUCUCUUGGAGUGCCUGGUAUUCCAGGAAAGGACGGGCAAAUGGGUGAUCCAGGUUUGCCCGGUGCAGUUGGAGAAAGGGGAACACCUGGACUUAAGGGUGAUCCAGGAGAACGCGGAGAAAAGGGUGAUGCUGGAGAAAAUGGACCCAAAGGUGCCAUGGGUGAAAAGGGUGACCCUGGAUCAUCUGCUGCAGGAAUUAAGGGAGAACCUGGAGAAUCUGGUCGUCCAGGACAAAAGGGUGAACCAGGUCUCCCUGGGCUUCCUGGACUCCCUGGGAUAAAGGGUGAGCCAGGUUUCAUUGGUCCACAGGGAGAACCUGGGCUUCCAGGAUUACCAGGAACAAAGGGUGAGAAAGGGGAGUCAGGACCUCCUGGGAAAGGUGAACGAGGUGAACCUGGAGCUACUGGACCAAAGGGGAAAACAGGCGAACCUGGAACUAGAGGCCCAAAGGGGUCAAAGGGUGACACUGGUGACAAAGGUGAUACUGGUGCACUAGGUCCAAGGGGCCCACCUGGACAAAAGGGUGAUCAAGGUGCAACAGAGAUCAUUGACUAUAAUGGCAACAUCCAUGAAGCUCUGCAGAGGAUUACUACUCUAACUGUCACGGGUCCACCAGGGCCACCAGGACCUCAAGGACUACAAGGACUAAAGGGUGAACCAGGAUCCCCAGGAAUUCCAGGAACUGAUGGGGAUCAGGGUCAGAAAGGCUCAAAGGGAGACGUGGGUGAGCCUGGCAUGUCAGGAGAAAAGGGUGGAAUUGGACUGCCCGGCUUACCAGGAGCCAAUGGUAUGAAAGGAGAAAAAGGAGAUGUUGGUUUGCCGGGUCCUCAAGGUCCUUCUAUCAUAGGACCACCUGGAUCACCAGGUCCACAUGGUCCACCAGGCCCUAUGGGACCCCAUGGACUGCCUGGCCCAAAGGGUAUAGAUGGCCCAAUUGGUCCACACGGCCCCGCAGGUCCUAAAGGAGACAGAGGUGAAAAGGGAGCUGUAGGUGACCCUGGACCCAGAGGACCAUAUGGUUUGCCUGGCAAAGAUGGCGAGCCUGGCCUUGAUGGUUUCCCUGGUCCUCGAGGAGAAAAGGGUGAUGUAGGAGAAAAGGGAGAAAAGGGAUUCCGUGGAAUUAAGGGGGAAAAAGGGGAGCCAGGCCAGCCUGGCCUGGAUGGGCUGGAUGCCCCUUGCCAAUUGGGGCCAGAUGGAUUACCAAUGCCUGGCUGUUGGCAAAAGCAUUCCUUCGAUACAGUUUUGUUCUGUGUAAUUUGGGAACUGGCUGAAAAGUUUAUUGACAAGCCUUUUCAGCUGUAA
Molecule: messenger RNA, 1947 nt
Organism: Alligator sinensis (Chinese alligator)
Lineage: Eukaryota; Metazoa; Chordata; Crocodylia; Alligatoridae
Gene: COL25A1
Product: collagen type XXV alpha 1 chain
Exons: 37
Source: RefSeq, a predicted model, not a curated record